ACUAACACAGCACGCGCAUGGGAGAACGCGAGAUUUUUUUUUCUUCUUCUCUAAACCUGCACGUCGCAUGAUGGCUUAUAUAUGAGGAGGACACUUUGGGAUGCGGACAUAAACAAGCGUCUCCACGGAGAGAAGCGCGUGAGAAAACACAACGCUGUCCGUCCUCUCUCUCCGAGAAGGACUCCUCCCCACCUCGGCCGUGACACCUCCGGUAAACCGCCGAGAAAAGGAUAGCAGUCUCUUUUUUUACGCAGAGCGAGUCUAACAUCACCAUUCAUCUGCCGCUGACUCGCUGACUGUAUGGCUUUAAAAAGUUGCCCGGAGAACAUGGACAUCUGACGUGCGCCACACGGCGUCAUUGGACACAUUGAGUCUCUCUCUCUUUUCACCAUCACAUCUCGGUCUGACUAAUCCCCUGCGCUUUGGGUUUGGAGUAAGAAGAAGUGUUGAGCAGUUGUCAUUUGCCCUGACACAGGCUACAUCCAGUAGCUCCCUGCAUAAAGGGGGACAUUACCACACCACACCACACCACCACUGCCUGUUGUGCUGCGCAUUUGUAUGUGCUGAUCUCACUGCUUGUGCAAAAAUAUUUUGUCAGCCCACCACGGAUUUGUGCGAGCUGACAUCCUGCAUGACAUAAAGCCUGUGAUUCAUCUGGACCCUCUUUCUGCACCGGCGAGGACAACACAGUGACGCGUCGGUUUUUUUCCAACUUUAAAUUUCCAACCCGAACAAGUGUCAUCCCAAGUGUCCCCUUUGAAUGGUCACGUUCUUCGCCUUUUUCUAUGUUGUGCGCAUUUCUAUUUGUUUAGCAUUCACAAAACUGCGCCAGCAACACGCGGCCACAUGUGAAUGAGACACUCGUCACCUGUCCCGGUUGAAGCGCCCGUGUACAACUCGACUGACUUGACCGACACUUGAAGAGGAAUUACGUGCCGAAGUUUCGCUGUAGUGAUGCUGCAAAUGGAAAUGGUCAUCUUCAUCUGCCUGCUGCUGUUGAUGUGUGUAUUUAGCCAGGAGCCCAGUUCCAAAGUGGUGGCCGACCGCUACGCCGUCUUCUGGAACCGGACCAACGCCAAGUUCCAUCGUGGAGACUACCACAUCGACGUGUGCAUAAACGACUACCUGGAUGUCUACUGUCCUCACUAUGAAGACACGGUGCCUGAGGAGCGGACAGAGCGAUACGUCCUCUACAUGGUCAACUAUGAUGGCUACAGCACAUGCGACCACACCGCCAAGGGCUUCAAACGCUGGGAGUGCAACAGGCCGCACUCCCCAAAUGGACCGCUCAAGUUUUCGGAGAAGUUCCAGCUCUUCACUCCCUUCUCUUUGGGCUUUGAGUUCAGACCGGGCAGAGAAUACUACUACAUCUCCUCCACCAUUGCUGAGAACGGGAGGAAAACAUGCCUGAAGCUCAAAGUUUUCGUCCGACCAUCAACCAGCUGUGUGAAAACUAUAGGCGUACAUGACCGCGUUUUUGACGUAAACGACAAAGUAGACAAUACAUUAGAACCACGAGACGAUACCAGCCAUGAACCGGCUGAGCCUUCCCGAAGUGACGAAACGAAUGCUGCACCGCACCUGCAGAAAACAAGUCCACUCCUGGCUUUGUUGCUGGUCUGCCUAUCAGCACUCUUCACUUUAUAGCGCCUCCCUCUGUCCCGGAGGGCAUUUACACCUAGCGUGGCCUGAAUCUGCCCGAGGCUGCAGGGAAGGGGCGGGAUUUGGGUGGAGCUUGUUUGCUUGAUUGGGCAUCAGAGCAGGCUUCUCAAGGAACCCUCUAUUUUUUUCAGAAAUAUAUUUAAGUGGUCUUUCUCCGUCUGUGAGUGAAAAAAGUUGAUGUUGGAAGUGGGAGAGACAGUAUCCCCCUCUUAAACCUUCAACUAAGAUGCCAAAUCCCGUUUUUUGACACUUAGUGAUUCUUAUUUUCCGGUGACUUUUGACAUCCCUUUACAUCAUGUUUAUGUCAUUGCAGCACUGAUUUUUACCCACAUACACAUACACAACACACACACACAGACAGACACAUGCUUAGAGAGUCAGAUACAUAAACAUGACGUUAACAGUCAAUAGCAGUAGGAUUUUUUUUACAGUUGCAUAAAGUAGCAGCAGUACACAGUAGGAAAGUGAAGAUUCUAGGUCUUAGAAAGAACUGUACAUACAUGAAUAAAUAGUCAUCCCGAGACCUCUCAAGAAGCCUUUCGAAAACUGUUUCGAUUAAGUUCUGCAAGGUCAUAAGGAGCAGGUAUUUGCGGCUCCAUUUUACUCGAAAGUGCAGCUGAAAGAUGCAGGGAAAUAAGAGUAAUAGCAGUAGUCAGACUGUAAAACACAGCACUGAGGAAAUCGUACAUGGCAUGCACCUUAGCCCGCUGGUCUUCAGACUGUCCUGGUUUAUAGAUAGCGCCCAAUUUCCUCUUGAAUACAAAGUGUGUGUAUAGGUGGAUAGGGCUUGAGCGAGUGAGUGUAAAACCUUUGGAGCAACAAGGCAUCUUUUUCUUUUCCUCCUUUGUGCAGAGUAUGCCAGUCUCUGGCUCAAUAAAACACCUCUCAAACACAUUUGGUUCACCAUGACUCACACAACAGCUAAAUUGAAACUUUCUCACCAGAUACUUUGCAGACUGCUGUUAAGUUCGAGGAUCAAUAUCUUUUGAAUGUUGAUCACACAAUUUCACGGCAACAGUCACAGUCAUUUUAUGCAAUGUUUACUGAGCAGGGCUGCAAUUGUUCUCUCUGUUCCGUUUGAGUAUUAGUCAAUAUUAACACUCCCAAAAGCAUUUGCAUCCACAGUGUAUUGAUUGUUAAAGUGAUUGUUUAAAAGUGAUUCACAGCUAAAUUGCAGAAUUCAUUUGUCUUUUUUAAAUUAUUAAGUUACUACUCAGAUUUACUCUGCCAAUUGUGUCUCCAAACAUUGCCUCCUACAAUGGAGACACUGAAAACUUUAUAUUUUUGUACAAUCUGAAAUCCACUUAAAUUAGAACAGAUGUCAUGGAAAAAGUGUUUUAAAAGACACUUGAAUUCACAGAACCUUUUCUCACGUCGAUGCCACCUAAAACACAGCUUUGACUCAUCAAAUAUUAGUUAGCUGGUUAUCGCAGUUUAUAGUUUAUAGUUUAGUUUAUUGCAGCAGUCAGUGCAGCAUUUACAGGACUGAUGUAUAGUUGCAAUUAGUUGAAAACACAAUGCGAGUAGAGAAGUAUCCGUUUAAUGUGAGGCAAUGCACGGCUCUAUUUAGUCUGGCCAGGUUUAUGUUAGCACUUAGAUGAAAAGGAAUUCACUGUGUUAUAAUGAUAUUCAGAGUCCUUCAGCUCCCGCCGAUGCACAUGGUGAGUGAGCAUAAUGAAAGCUAUUAUGUCUUUUUUUCAAACGAAAGAGAAUUGUUUCUUUGCUUUCAUAGAAAUAUGGACAGAUAGAGAAAUUAACUCCUUCCUUUUAGAGACUGUUUUUUGUUUGAGAAAUGGGCCACCAAUUUGGUUUGUAAAGACACAUGGAAAGAGAGAAAUAGAGCAAGAAAAGGAGCGCAGGAGCAAUUGCAUGUCCACCUUGGGCUCCUAGUGUUACAGGUUUAAGUGACUCUUUAAUGAGGUUCAAAAUGACAGGCAUGUGGACCCCAUGUUGUGGCAAGGGGAGUUAUUCCUGGUAUUAAAAAUAGAUGGUGGAAGGCUUGGGGGGUCUCGGGAGGGG
Centropristis striata (black sea bass) is the source of this 3681-nucleotide messenger RNA. RefSeq names its product ephrin-A5b (gene efna5b). NCBI's taxonomy places the organism in Eukaryota, Metazoa, Chordata, Actinopteri, Perciformes, Serranidae. The transcript has 5 exons. Gene Ontology annotation, biological process: axon guidance; ephrin receptor signaling pathway; regulation of actin cytoskeleton organization. Gene Ontology annotation, molecular function: ephrin receptor binding. The coding region runs from base 955 to 1647 and encodes 230 amino acids. The record is from RefSeq and is a predicted model, not a curated record. Gene Ontology annotation, cellular component: external side of plasma membrane; plasma membrane.